Messenger RNA from Trichoderma atroviride IMI 206040, 1128 nucleotides. RefSeq lists its product as uncharacterized. NCBI's taxonomy places the organism in Eukaryota, Fungi, Ascomycota, Sordariomycetes, Hypocreales, Hypocreaceae. The record is from RefSeq and is a predicted model, not a curated record.
AUGAAUCCAAUUAGGCCAAUCAGGCCCGCACCACCAGCACCACAAUUCAAGUGCCAAACAUGCUAUGUCUCGUUUCCCACGCUAUUCCAGCUCGAGAUCCAUAUCGACGCCUACGAGGUUCGUGCUCUGAAACAGGAUCAAACCCGUUCUCGUCGGCCGUGGCUGACUCCCUCUCUCUGUCCGUCUGUUUGUCCCGUCCAGCGACUCAUCACCGUUUUGAUGGAGAGAGUUGCCAAAGCAGCGGCGCAUCUCAUACCCAUCCAGCUAGACCCGUCCGAUGCCGACAGGUUCUCCGAGUCAGUCGUCACCAGCAAAUGCCCACUGCCGAGUUGCAAUUCGGUGAAGCCGCUCAAGGACAUGAAAUUCCAUUUUAUACAGCAUGUCGAUUGCUUCGAGGUUUGCCCCAGCUGUGGCUAUACCUUUGUCAACGUCCACGCCUUUUUUGUUCACCUCAGUGAAUGCAUCAAAAACGCCGAUGAAGCAAAGAAAACGCACAUGAACAGAAGGCGGCGUGCACUGGUCCAUCGCACAGUGAUGCGACUCCAAGAAGCCAUGGACGAAUUCACGACCGGGCCUGUCGAGACAAGACAAGACGUGAAUGCAGGACAUCUGCGACAGCAUCAGCCACCGCGGCCGCCGUUCUCCGGUGACCCGUCGUUGCAUCCUCGCCUGUCGCGCGAUUCGUCGGUGCAGAGACACGAGAGAGGGACAGGACCGGUGUACGCUGCGAACCGCAACACAAGAACUCUAGACCAAAUCCUGGGUCUGAUCGGUCCUGCGACUGAUACGCCGCAGCAACAGCCCUGGCGGCCUCCUGGCCUGCCGACUCACGCCUUUAGCCUUGCGCCAAGCUCUAUGCGGGAUCUUAUACCGGUAAAGCCCGUGGUACCGCCUCUGUCUCGUCCAGUCGAGACUGCGUCUACCGUUCAGGCUCCGUGUCCAGUCGAGGAGGUGCCGUGUCCAGUCGAGACUCCACGUCUGGCCGAGGCUUCUCCUCAAGCUCCGUCCAACAUGAUGCUACCUCUGGACUUGGAGAUGGACAAUGUGAUGCUGCCUGUGGACUGGGAGAUGGAUGAAUUUAUGGGGUCAUGGCCUCCCGAGCCUUCUUUUGAGCUUAAUCCAAACUAA